Cavenderia fasciculata is the source of this 399-nucleotide messenger RNA. It is a transcript of the gene cbpD2, whose product is annotated as calcium-binding protein. Gene Ontology annotation, molecular function: calcium ion binding. The record is from RefSeq and is a predicted model, not a curated record. Lineage: Eukaryota; Evosea; Eumycetozoa; Acytosteliales; Cavenderiaceae. The transcript has 4 exons. The coding region runs from base 1 to 399 and encodes 132 amino acids.
AUGUCAUUGGACCAAGUUAAAGACAUUCAAAUCUUAUUUGAAAAAUAUGAUAGAAACAAAGAUAGAAAAAUAACUUUUGCAGAAGUCUUCAAAAGUUUAAAGGAAGGAGGUUCAAAGGAUCCAUUCAAGAUGGCUAACCAAAUUUUUGCAGAACUUGAUAAAAAUGAGGAUGGAGUUGUUGACAUUAAAGAGGUGUCAAAACAUACAAACUAUGGAAAUCAAGAAUACUUGAGUAUUAUAAAAGAUGAUAUGGCAAGAUUCCUUAAAUUCUUUGACAAAGAUGGCGAUCAGAUGCUAAACUAUCAAGAAGUUGUAGAUGUCUACAGAAACAAAAAAGCAAAAAAUCCAGAAUACCUUGCUGAUAAGCUUUUCCUUUCGUUUGAUAAGGAUCAGAGGUAA